Messenger RNA from Seminavis robusta, 684 nucleotides. Lineage: Eukaryota; Bacillariophyta; Bacillariophyceae; Naviculales; Naviculaceae. The record is from the annotation of a GenBank genome assembly.
AUGGAAGGCACAACUACCACUGACAAUGAGAUCUCCAUCAAUGAGAUGCUCAAGAGCUUCCUGACUGAUGAAGCUCUGAAUGAUAUGGCACUCAAAGGAACUGAUGGAGUAGAGGUGCCAGCAAACCGAUUUCUGUUGUCUGCUAGAAGUCAGGUAUUUAGAGGAAUGCUGCUUGGCAAAUUCCAGGAGGCAUCCUUGACUGUUGUAGAGGUUGGAUUCAAAGGAGGCACCUUGAAAGCUGUUUUGGAGUAUAUCCAUACAGAUUCUGUAGAGAUGCUAAGUUGCAAGAAACGCAAGAGCCCAAACCGGAAAUCUGUUGAUUUUCCUCUUAUCCAGUCCCUUGUUUCAUUGGCUGAGGCAGCAUCAUACUUCCAGCUUCCGAACUUGGCAAAACUAGUCUUGAAGCAAUUUGAGCAAAUGUGUGAGGCAGCGCCAGGCUUGUCAUUUGCUAUCCUGCAGGCUUGCAAAGUGGCCGGACCUUCCAUUGCAGAUAAAAUUCUUGCCCAAGUUCGCCUCACUCCAUUCGGAUCAAUCACUAAGGAGCAGGUCAAUUGCUUGAGUGCUGAUGUUUUGGAAGAUAUUCUCAAAGACAAAAAGAUGCCAAUGACAGAAUACCAGCUGUUUCAAAUCAAGAAGAGUGAAAAGCAUGAUUGCAAAAGAGCUUUCCCAGCAUAUCUCUUUUGA